CCCCGAGACUGAUCCAUUUUGUAGUUAUUAUCCUUCCCUUUCUCCACAGCCUCCCCCGACUACUGAACUGAAACAAAAACAAGUCUGAGGCUCACAGAAGUAACAAUGUCAGCUUUGAGGUUUAGCUCACGCUUUAACCCAAUGUUAUCAAACAUAAUCCUUGUUCAAACCAAAUCAUUAUUAUUCAGUUUCUCUUCCUUCUCCUCAUCAGUCAGAAAACCUUGUAAGACUCUUUGUUGCUCUUCCAGCUCUCCACUUUCUGGGUUAGAGGAUGAGUUGGUUGGUUAUAUUUUUGGGAAGAAGAAAGCAACAGAAGUGGCUCAUUUGGUUUGGAGGCAUGUCUUGCAUAAAGGGGAUAUUGUCAUAGAUGCCACAUGUGGGAAUGGUUAUGAUACCGUAGCAAUGCUUAAAAUGGUUGCUGAUGAAUCUGGUCAUGGUCAUGUUUAUGGAAUGGACAUUCAAACAGAGGCUUUAGAGAAUACUUCUUCCUUACUGGAUGAAACUGUCACUCAGAAAGAGAAAGAACUAGUCAAGCUCUUCCCCAUUUGCCAUAGUAGAAUGGAUGAAGUGCUUCCUGAAAAUACUGCCGUUAGACUUGUUGCAUUCAACCUAGGCUACCUUCCUGGAGGUGACAAAGGUAUUAUUACGACGUCGAAAACAACACUUUUGGCCUUGGAAGCCUCGAAGAAAAUGCUGAUAUUGGGAGGGCUUAUUAGCCUAGUGGUUUAUGUGGGACAUCCUGGUGGAAGACUUAAUUCUCAGGGAAGAAUUGGAAACAGUUGAAGCCUUUGCUUCAGGAUUAUGUGUUGAUGGUUGGAUAUGCUGCAAGUUCCAGAUGUUGAACCGACCUUUAGCUCCAGUACUUGUUUUCAUAUUCAAGAGAUGAAUCAGCGGAUUGAUUCCAAAAUGUAGCAUUAUUUGUACUUUCUGGGUAUACUAUAAAUUCCUGGAAAGUUUGUUUACUUGUAUAAAAAUUCAUUUAUGAAUACAGGCUGCCAUUAACUAGCUUGAGAAUAUAAUCUUAGAAACUUGAAACA
This is a messenger RNA of Gossypium raimondii (Peruvian cotton), 1037 nucleotides long. RefSeq lists its product as uncharacterized. The transcript is spliced from 6 exons. The record is from RefSeq and is a predicted model, not a curated record. The coding region runs from base 106 to 783 and encodes 225 amino acids. Lineage: Eukaryota; Viridiplantae; Streptophyta; Magnoliopsida; Malvales; Malvaceae.